Molecule: messenger RNA, 390 nt
Organism: Aspergillus luchuensis
Lineage: Eukaryota; Fungi; Ascomycota; Eurotiomycetes; Eurotiales; Aspergillaceae
Exons: 1
Coding region: 1-390 (129 amino acids)
Source: RefSeq, a predicted model, not a curated record
AUGUCGCUUGGCCAACUGGUCAACUCCGACGCCCAUACAAAGUGGGCCGGCCGACCACCCGCACGCCGCAAUCCGCAAUCCGCAGCCAUUCCACGGCCAUUCCACGGCCAUCCCGGGCCAUCCUGGCCGCCUCGCUGCCUCGCCAUCCGCGCGCGCCCUCCCCCCCAUCCCGGCCCGUCUCUCCCCGCGGCGCCUCGCAUCACCCCAUCUCACCUGGCCAACUGGUCAAUUCCCUUCGCCAGCACGCACGCAACUCGCCGCGGGCACCGGACGCCUGCCUGCCUGGCCCUCGUCGUGAGCGCCGGCCGGUCAGCCGCCCCCGCCCUACAGGUGCUCCGGCGCCGUGUGGCCGGCCAUCCUGCGUGCAAACGUUCUGUGGUCCGAAAGUGA